Brachypodium distachyon (stiff brome) is the source of this 1846-nucleotide messenger RNA. Its product is annotated as pentatricopeptide repeat-containing protein At3g12770. The coding region runs from base 122 to 1411 and encodes 429 amino acids. Gene Ontology annotation, biological process: RNA modification. NCBI's taxonomy places the organism in Eukaryota, Viridiplantae, Streptophyta, Magnoliopsida, Poales, Poaceae. The record is from RefSeq and is a predicted model, not a curated record. The transcript has 3 exons. Gene Ontology annotation, molecular function: RNA binding; protein binding.
AUACUACUAAAAAAUAUUUUCUGAUUAAUUUUUACUCAUAUAUACUAAAUACCCAAAGGUGAUAUCAUUAUACGGAGUAGUAUAAUUCUCCUCCAAGCAAAAAUUAACGCCGCAGGUUUGAAUGCCGCCGCCUCCGCCUCCGGUGGCGCCAAACCCCGCCGCCGUCCUCCACGCGGCGCUCCUCAGAUCCUCCUCCGAAUCCCGCCUCCCUCCCCCCCUCUCCUUCAACUCGCUCCUCGCCGCCGCCGCCUCCUCCCCUUCCCCGCGCCUCCGCUCCCUCGUCCUCCCGGCCCUCGCGCUCGCGCACCGCUACCCGGCCGCCGCCGGCCCCAUCGACUCCUACACCCUCUGCUCCGCGCUCCGCCACGCCACCGCCGACGAAGCGUCCCCGCUCCACGCGCUCGCCGCGAGGUCCGGGUGGCUCGGCAGUGUCUUCGUCUCCUGCGCGCUGGCCGCCUGCUACGGCGGGUCCGGCCGGUCCCUGGACGCCCGCAGGCUGUUCGACGAGAGCCCCGUGAGGAACGGCGUCUUCGGGAACGCCGUCCUCGCCGGCUACGUGGGCGCCGGGAUGUGGGCCCCCGCGCUGGAGUUCGCCAGGAGGUUUCCCGAGCUCGGGCUGCCGGCUGACGGGUACACGAUGACGGCCGUGGUGAGGGCGUGCGGGGAGACGGCGAACGCUGAUCUCGGCGCCGAGGCGCACGGGCAUGCCAUCAGGAGGGCGACCGGCGGCGGCAUGGAGUCUGACGUGUUCCUGAGCAGCGCGCUCGUUGACAUGUACGGCAAAUGCGGGCUCGUUGGACGCGCGGAGCUGGUGUUCGAGCUGGCACGGCGGCGGGCCGAUGCUUGCGGUGGCGAUGUUGUAUUAUGGACGGCGAUGAUGAACGCGUAUGGGCGGCAUGGGCAGUGCAAGGAGGUUAUCCGGAUGUACGACCAGAUGGUGACUCUCGGAGUCUGGCCUGAUGAACUGGCUAUUCUGGCCGUGCUCUCAGCAUGCCAGCAUGCUGGGGAGGUUAUCAAGGGGCUUCAGUAUUUUGAAUCUAUGCGUGCAGAUUACGAGUUGGUGCCCACACCAGAGCACUACGGUUGUGUGGUCAACAUGCUAUGCCGGGCAGGAGACGUUGCCAAGGCAUGGGAGAUCACAACCAGGGAGGGCUGUGGAAGUGAUAUUGGUGUCUCUACAUGGGGUGCUCUGCUCAGUGCUUGCCGUGAUCGUGGCGACGUUGAGUUUGGAAAAAUGGCAGCUCAGAAGGCAAUCGAAUUGGAGCCUACGAAUGUCGGGAUUUACGUCGAGUUGUCGAAUUUGUAUGCAAGGGCUGGCUUGUGGGAGGAGAUUGACGAUCUGCGGGAGGUGAUGAAGGACAAAGGUUUUGAAAAGCAUGUUGGUUGUACUUGGGUUGAGCAAAGUUCCUGAAACAACUCAAAAUUUCAAAGUGCAUCAUUGGACCACAUGAUCUUCAUCUGUAUGAAUGGAGUCAGGGAGGUGAUUCUAGUUUUGUUGUGAGCUGCCACCAGAUCUAAGAGAAAACCAAGUGAUAUCUGUUGCUGGGUCAAUGCUUGAAGCGUAAUCCUGCUGACACAAAAGAUUGCUGGGAUGACAUUAAGGGCAGGAAUCAAACGAGAAGGGCAGAAAGAGAACUCCUAAGAUAGAAAAGGGAAGAAAGGAAUGCAUUCCAAGCUUGCAUUCCCUUGGUUCUCUCAAACUAUAUAAAUAAUCAAGUUCCCUUACAUCUGGAUUGCCAAGAAUAAGCUCGGUAGCUAUCGAACAAGUUUAUGAUAGAUAUUUUAAGGAGAAGGAAACUAGCAACUUUGCAGAUUUUCAUAUCGCCUGUGUCGAUUUUUGCAAGUA